Messenger RNA from Magnolia sinica, 673 nucleotides. RefSeq lists its product as uncharacterized. Bases 279 to 551 code for a protein of 90 amino acids. Lineage: Eukaryota; Viridiplantae; Streptophyta; Magnoliopsida; Magnoliales; Magnoliaceae. The record is from RefSeq and is a predicted model, not a curated record. The transcript has 2 exons.
ACCCGAAAGCGCGUAUCCAAUGCGAUUUAGUUCCGCGUUUCAAAUCCGGCGCUUAUAAUAUCGAACUCGUGAAACAGGAGAGGCCGCGCAUACUCGGUUUUUGCUCGGGCUGAGAUUUCCCUUCCCCGCAGAAAUAUUCGCCGGGAUAUUCUCCUCCUCGCUCGAUUUCAACGGUCCCAAAAAGGGAAAAAAGGAUCCGCCACCUCUCUUCUUCUAUUUCUCCGGCGAUACUGCGUCAGAAUCCGGUCCGGAAGAGAUCUCCUAGAAGCUCCCAGAAGAUGUGCCCGCUGCGGCUCAUAUUGGUGUUCCUCUCUGCGACCUUAGCCGGGUACUUCGCAUGGAAGACGUUCCGAUCCUCUUCCGAAGCGGAGGGAGAGUUAUUGGGAGAUACGAAGACAGGGGAGAAGACGUCGGCGCAUGGUGGGGAUGGAGAUUUCGGUUUCAGAAAGGUAAUUGAAGGUGGGUUUUGGGCUUUCGUGGAUAUGGCAAGCGGCAGGUAUUUGUGGAGGAAUUUGAGAAUGAAGGACGGUCAGAAAGAGAAGGGAUGUUGAAAUCAGAACGUGAAAUUUCUUCUUCUUCUUCUUCUGCUGCCUUUUCUCUCCUUUUCGAUUGUAAUAGUUUUGCUUUGUGAUUGUAUUCAAAGAAACUGUAAUACAAUUAUGAUUUUUUCAAA